AUGACACAAGGUCUAGCCAGGCAUUUUUCCCGUACCAAGGCUCAUCGCGAUGCGAUGCUCAAGAAUCUGGUAACACAGUUGUUUCAGCACGGUUCUAUCGUGUCGACGCACGAGAAAUGCCAGGAGGCAAGCAGACUCGCAGAGCGAGUGAUCACAAUGGCUAAGAAAGCAGACACGCAACCUCGAUACCUAAGUGAAAUUCAAUCGCGGCUUAUGCUGGCAGGUGACAACAGACACCUUCUACAACGUGUAGUUCGCGAGAUUGCGCCCCGCUACCAGGCGCGGCCCGGAGGCUACACUCGGAUUCUAAAACUGGAGCCCCGACUCGGUGACCGUGCCAAGCAGAGUGUAUUGGAGCUCGUGGACUCUCCCUUGUUCAACUCUUCGGGUGAAUUUCAACGCGGUAACCUCAAACUUUGGCUGCUCUGCAAGACGGUGAUGGCCAACGAGGCGGAGGGCACCCAAUACUCAGAACUUACGCUCACAAAUCUCAAGAAAAUGCUCAAGUUCACCGAUGACGUGGAAUCCUUUUUUACCAAGCAUGUUCUUGCCGUAAAGAAGCUUAUCGCAGAACAAGAGGGUGUUGUGUGGGACAAAGAUCGUCAGUUACAACUCGUAAAAGAGCUCAAACAGCAGGUUGUCGCACAAAUACCUCCCAAACAAGCUGAUAAGGGCUUUGUUUACGUGCAGCAGCGUCCUGAGCGCAACUGA
This is a messenger RNA of Lachancea fermentati, 711 nucleotides long. Lineage: Eukaryota; Fungi; Ascomycota; Saccharomycetes; Saccharomycetales; Saccharomycetaceae. The record is from the annotation of a GenBank genome assembly.